Molecule: messenger RNA, 471 nt
Organism: Rhopalosiphum padi (bird cherry-oat aphid)
Lineage: Eukaryota; Metazoa; Arthropoda; Insecta; Hemiptera; Aphididae
Product: E3 SUMO-protein ligase ZBED1-like
Exons: 1
Molecular function (GO): protein dimerization activity
Source: RefSeq, a predicted model, not a curated record
UCUGCAAGACACAUCGCUUCUUUUCUUGAUCCAAGAUAUAAAGAUAUGGAUUAUGAACCUGUAGAGGCUAGAGAGAUAAUUCGUUCAUAUGUCUUGCAGCUUAUUCAAUCAAGCGCUCCGAACAUUACAAAUCAUAACGAAGAAGAAAAAAACGAUUUUCAGAUGAGUAAUGUGUUAGCAUUUAUUUACAAAGACUUUACUGUUGGUACGAAUGAUGCCUCUACGCAGUUUACGGGGUAUCUUUCAGAGCCUCAACUACGAUUUGAUUUAAAUCCCUUAGAAUGGUGGAGAACACGUGAAAAUAAAUAUCCGGCAAUAGCAGCUAUUGCCAAGAAAUAUUUAGCAGUUCCAUCUACAUCAGCAAGUUCAGAGAGGUGCUUCUCAACGGCAGGAAAUAUUGUGACACCAAAAAGAAGUUGCCUUCUUCCUGAAAAUGUAGACAUGUUAGUUUUUUUAUACCAAAACAGAAAA